AAACAAAGCGAGGAAACAGACAAUUGAUUCCCUAGUAUAAAAGAGAGCAAUCAUGCUUGGAGGUUUCGUCAGAUUCCAACGAACCAGAAAAUACACCAACGUCGAUAUGUCUCGCCUUCUUCUUGUAUUGUUCGCCAUUUUGGCCAUCUUCUCUGUUUCUGCGAUGGGGGAAGGAGGUGCUUGCCCGCAGGAUGAAACCUGGAAUUCAUGUGGUAGUGCCUGCCCACCAACUUGCAAAAACCCAAACCCUAUCUGUACUCUGCAAUGCGUCCCCAGCUGCCAAUGCAACCAAGGCUUGAUCAGAAAUAAUUCUGGAAAAUGCAUUCCAAAAUCUAGAUGUUCUGCCUAAUUAGGCACUGUGGAAAUUAUGCAAAAAAACGACGACCACAAUUCUUUUACAGUUAAAUUAAGAUUUAUUGAAUUCAAUGCUCUUAUGUACAUAUAAAAAUUAAAUAAAUGUAU
Molecule: messenger RNA, 462 nt
Organism: Ceratina calcarata
Lineage: Eukaryota; Metazoa; Arthropoda; Insecta; Hymenoptera; Apidae
Product: chymotrypsin inhibitor-like
Exons: 3
Coding region: 53-349 (98 amino acids)
Source: RefSeq, a predicted model, not a curated record